Oreochromis niloticus (Nile tilapia) is the source of this 1743-nucleotide messenger RNA. It is a transcript of the gene scg5, whose product is annotated as secretogranin V. Lineage: Eukaryota; Metazoa; Chordata; Actinopteri; Cichliformes; Cichlidae. The coding region runs from base 155 to 817 and encodes 220 amino acids. Gene Ontology annotation, molecular function: enzyme regulator activity. The record is from RefSeq and is a predicted model, not a curated record. The transcript is spliced from 6 exons. Gene Ontology annotation, biological process: neuropeptide signaling pathway; regulation of hormone secretion. Gene Ontology annotation, cellular component: secretory granule.
AUUUAGACGAACAUUUGUAUUUGGCUUUUUGUUCCUCCGCGUUUGUAAAGCUUUAUUUUGAAGAUCCGGAAAUGUGCGGUUUUUUUGUGGACGACUUGACGGAGUUUUCCCGCAGCAGCCAGGGUUCUCCUUAAACGCAAACAAGAUAACGAAAAUGGGCUCGGCGGUGCGGUUAUCGUUACUCAGCCUCCUGCUGUGCCUACAGCUCGGCAGAGCUUCAGCCCGCAGUCCCCGUACGGCUGACCAGGUGUCCGAGGCCGACAUCCAGCGCCUCCUGCACGGUGUCAUGGAGCAGCUGGGCAUUGCUCGGCCCAGGGUGGAGUAUCCUGCACACCAGGCUACCAACAUUGUUGGGCCUCAGAGCAUACAGGGUGGUGCCCAUGAGGGACUGCAGCAUCUAGGCCCCUAUGGAAACAUCCCCAACAUUGUGGCAGAGCUCACAGGCGACAAUGUUCCCAAAGACUUCAGUGAUGACCACAGCUACCCAGACCCACCAAACCCCUGUCCCCUGGGAAAGACGGCAGCAGAUGGAUGUUUGGAAAAUGCUCCUGACACAGCUGAGUUCAGCAGAGAGUUUCAAAAACACCAGCACCUGUUUGACCCAGAACAUGAUUACCCUGCCCUGGCAAAGUGGAACAAGGAACUUUUGUACCAAAAACUGAAGGGUGGACCAAAGAGAAGAAAACGGAGUGUCAACCCAUAUUUAUUGGGCCAGAGGCUGGACAAUGUCGUUGCCAAAAAAUCAGUUCCUCACUUCUCAGAGGAAGAGGAGGAAGACGGACCAUCUGUCCCUGCUGCCAGCAAAUCCACAACCUAAACUCCUGCAAUAACCACUGCAAUAUUACAACAUACUGUCAGAUAAAAGGUUUUAACAAUGCACAUUUAAGCAUUUUGGUUAACAGUCAGUGGGUCUUUGUGUGUGUUUUGUAAAUGCUUUGUUUGAUUGUAUUGCAAAAACAUGGAAUCUGUCACCCUGAAAGAAAAUUUCAAGUUGUCUUUUGGUAAAAAAAAAAAAAAAAAAGUUAUUUCUUGAUCUCAGAGCUUUACAAACAGCAAUUACAAUGGACCUUGUUCUUUUCUUUUUUUAAAGAUUGAUAACUCUGAAUUUUCCAGGUCAAGCUGUUUUUGGUCGGUAGUUUGAAAUCUUGCCUUGGCAAUAAAAUAGGUUUUCCUUGAAACAACUCUGUCUCUUAGCAGAAAUGCUCACAAGUGAGAUAUAUGAAUGAAAAAAGAUCAGCCUGUCAUCAUAUCUGUUAUACUGUAUUUAUUAAAACACUGAAGAUCUGUUUCUUUUCUUAUUUUUAAGAGACAUAACACACUACCACAUUGCCAGAGAAUUAACCCUAAAUCAACCCAAAAAUAAUAGAAUAUAUGCUGUUAAAUACUAAUCUGACAGUGUACAAUAUCCCUGUAUCAUAACAAUACUUUGUAUGAAUAUAUAAUGAUCUGAACGAAUGUUAUAUCAAAGUUUUUCUUGGAUGUACAGAGAUCGGUUUAUUAAUACAAAUUCAUUUUGUAUGUGACGAAUUACUUUGGUGUCUUGUGAAAGAAGUGUAUUUCUAUUUCCAAUCAAAUACUUGCAAGUAAUUCUGGUAAAAGUCUUACUUUGCCAUUCAAAGGUAUGAUGGUGAAAUACUUCAUUGUAGCAUGUUCAGUAUUUAUUCACUGGGUUGCUUCAUCUUGUCUAAAUGGUUGUGUUCUGUUUUGUUCUGUUAAAUCAAAUAAACGGUUUAUCUGCAUCAA